AUGGAGGUAAAUGAAAGAGAGAGAGACGCAGAGCAUCGGGAGAUGCUCAACCGACAGGAAGAGGCGAAUACAGCCACCAUGGCCAAGCUUGAAGAAAUCCAAGCCGAUUGGGCCAUGUGUAGAAGAGCUGCGUCCGGAGGUGGAGUUUCCACCCCCUUGGUUCACAAAAUCGAAAUACCAAAGCCAAAGACAUUUGGCGGGGCCCGAAAUGCCAAAGAAGUUGACAACUUCAUAUGGGGCCUAUCUCAGUAUUUCGAAGCUACCAACAUCACCGAUGAGGCAGUAAAAAUCCGAACCUCGGCUAUGUACUUAUCCGAUACUGCCAUGUUAUGGUGGCGCCGGAGGCAUGGCGAGAUUGGAAGAAAACUCUGCGUGAUGGACUCUUUUGAAGAUUUCAAAAGAGAGCUAAAGAAGCAGUUCUACCCCGAGAACGCACUAGACGAUGCGAAGGGCCAGUUGAGACGGCUCAAACAAACUGGUGGGAUCCGAGAGUACGUAAGAGAUUUUACAACUUUGAUCCUAGAAGUCCCGAGCACUACCGAAGAAGACUCACAGUUUAACUUCAUUGAUGGGUUACAACAGUGGGCUAAAGUUGAGUUAAGGCGGAGGAAUGUUCAAGAUCUUUCUUCGGCUAUUGCAGUAGCCGAGAGCUUAACCGACUAUACUUCUAAAGAAUCCUCCAGACCGAAGGAAACAAAGACGUUUGUUAGCCCGAGGAGCGGAGGAGGAGAACGGUGGAAGGCUCGUGGGACGCCCGAUGCUAGUGCGAGUCAAAAGGGGAAGACUAAGGAGAUGGUCACACGAGACACUGUUCGAUGCUUUGUCUGUGCUGGGCCACAUUGGGCGCGGGAAUGCCCACAAAAACGGCUGUUGAAUGCUCAGGCAGUCGUUAAGCAAAGGGAGCUCAAGGAACAACGAAGACUCGAGGAGCAAGGAGCCAGAUGCGGCUCGAUGAAAUUGUUGAAAGCCCUGAAAGCCAGGCCACGAACAAGAGCAGAUGGCCAGAUGUUCGUGGAUAUCAUCCUCAACGGAACGAAGAUGACGGCGCUGGUCAAUACAGGUGCGUCUCACAAUUUCUUGUCACCCUUUGGAGUGAGGAGCGUUGGGAUAAAGCCUGCUCAUGAAGGCGGGGCACUGAAGACGGUAAAUUCAGUGCCUAUCCCAAUAACCGGCGUUGCCAAUGGCGUUGAAACCAGUCUUGGUGAAUGGACUGGUUGGACUAAUUGGUCGAUAGUGAACAUGGACGACUACAACGUUGUCCUAGGGAUGGAAUUCUUUGAUCAGACAAAGGCCAUCCUCAUUCCCUACGCCAAUCAGGUUUGCAUCUCUGAUGAUGCCGGUUCGUGUGUUGUUUCUACCCGAACAACCAUGGAAAUUGAAGAGCGAGCGUUGUCCGCCCUUCAAUUCAAGCGAGGAAUGCACCAGGAGGGUGUGAGUUACCUUGCUAUACUGAAGGAGUUUGAUGAUGAGGUAUUAUCAGCCCCGACAGUGGAACUCGAUGAAGUACAAAGUGUACUGAAUGAGUUUGAGGAUGUAAUGCCGGAUGCCUUGCCUACGCAGCUACCCCCUCGACGUGGUGUGGACCACGAGAUCGAGCUAGAAGCUGGUGCCAAGCCUCCCGCAAUGUGUCCUUAUCGGAUGGCUCCGCCGGAGUUAGCCGAGCUGCGUAGUCAGUUGAGAGAGUUACUCGUCACUGGCUUAAUCAGACCCUCUAAGAGCCUUCGGAUGUGCAUCGACUAUCGGGCACUUAACAAGAUUACCAUAAAAAAUAAGUACCCGAUACCACUGAUCGCGGAUUUGUUCGACCAGUUAGGAACUGCUCGAUACUUUACCAAACUUGAUCUUCGCUCCGGCUACUAUCAAGUGAGGAUUAAAGAGGGCGACAAGCCGAAGACCACGUGCGUGACUCGAUACGGCUCGUAUGAAUACCUGGUGAUGCCCUUCGGUCUUACCAAUGCCCCCGCGACGUUCUGCACAUUAAUGAAUAAGGUAUUUCAAGAUUACCUUGAUAAAUUCAUUGUUGUCUAUUUGGACGAUAUUGUCAUAUAUAGCAACACUCUGGGAGAACACCUUGACCACUUGAAGUUAGCUUUUGCGUUGCUAAGGGAAAAUCAGCUCUUUGUUAAAAGGGAGAAGUGCACCUUUGCGAGCAAUGAAGUAAUGUUCUUGGGUCACAGAAUCAGGGACGGACUUCUGAUGAUGGAUGGGGCCAAGGUGGUGGCCAUCCAAGAUUGGGAACCCCCGAAAAAAGUCCCCGAACUAAGGUCCUUCCUUGGUUUGGUGAACUACUAUCGAUGGUUCAUCAAAAGCUACUCUUCCCGAGCAGCUAAACUGACCGACAUGCUCAAGAAAAACAAACCUUGGGAAUGGGACGCUGCUUGCCAAAGCGCGUUCGAUGACUUGAAGGACGCGGUUGCUGUUGAACCUUUGCUGGUCUUGCCUGACUGCGCAAAGCCCUUUGAGGUGCACACAGAUGCAUCCGACUUUGCCAUUGGAGGAGUCCUAAUGCAAGACAACAGACCGGUUGCCUUCGAGAGCCGCAAGCUCAACGAGACCGAGCGGUGGUAUACGGUCCAAGAAAAGGAGAUGACGGCUGUGGUUCAUUGUCUGAGAGUAUGGCGCCAUUAUCUCCUCGGAUCCUUCUUUGUUGUCAUGACUGACAACAUAGCCACAAGUUACUUUCAAACUCAGAAGAAGCUGAGCCCGAAGCAGGCUCGAUGGCAAGACUUCCUUGCUGAGUUUCACUACUCGCUAGAGUACCGACCAGGGAAAGUAAACGUGGUCGCGGAUGCACUAAGUAGGAAGGCAUCUCUUGCUGCACUCAGUCGACCACUGGGCACUCUUGUGGCUCGAAUAAAAGAAGGGUUGGUACAUGAUCCUUUGGCCAAAAGUUUAAUCACUAUGGUCGAGGAAAAGAAGACGCGGAAAUUCUGGCUGGUCAAUGGUUUACUCUAUGCCAAGAGUCAUUGA
Humulus lupulus (European hop) is the source of this 2970-nucleotide messenger RNA. RefSeq lists its product as uncharacterized. The coding region runs from base 1 to 2970 and encodes 989 amino acids. The transcript has 2 exons. NCBI's taxonomy places the organism in Eukaryota, Viridiplantae, Streptophyta, Magnoliopsida, Rosales, Cannabaceae. The record is from RefSeq and is a predicted model, not a curated record.